Python bivittatus (Burmese python) is the source of this 2278-nucleotide messenger RNA. The record is from RefSeq and is a predicted model, not a curated record. NCBI's taxonomy places the organism in Eukaryota, Metazoa, Chordata, Lepidosauria, Squamata, Pythonidae.
UGAAACCAGCCCCUAACAAAUGGAGAAGCAAAAGUGGGAGGCCCCGGAGCAGCUUCACUUUCGCUCUGAGGGACGAUACAGUCGUCGUGUUUCAGCGAAUAGCUUGUUAGCUGCGCUAACCUGUUGUGCCUUGACUGAAAACUGCUGCAAGUAUCUUGCUGAGGUUCUCAGGGAAAACCAGGGACUGAAAGAGUUAGCUCUGUCUCCAAGUGACAAGGACGACAAAGUGUUUGAAGGGCUGUGUGAGGGGCUAAAACACCCAGGCUGUAAACUAGAGAAACUACAGCUUUCGCGGGGGUUUAUGACAGAAUAUUGCCGCACGCUUCUCGCUGAAGCUCUCAGGGAAAACCAGGGACUGAAGGAAUUAGCUCUGUUUCCUCCUGGCACAGUUUACAAAGCAGUGGAUCUGCUGUGCGAGGAACUAAAACAUUCAGACUGCAAACUAAAGAGACUCUGGUAAGCUGUCAGUGCUGUCUCUUCUGUUCGAUUGAUAUAACCCUGUAAUGUUAAUUUGUUUAUUUAGGGCAUCCCCCUUAAUUUAAACCAAAUUAAAAUAAAUCUUUUACUCCAGGCCUCUUGAAACUUGUGGUUCAUUUUUAAAGUCUUCGUAACAUAACUUUUCCCUGCAGGUUAUGUACUUACCAGUUUAGGACAACUUUUAAUGAACAUUUUUUCUUGUUUUUACUGAGAAGUAGAAGACAUCAGGAUUAAUCUGCUUUGUGAACAGUCAGAACAUUCAUAGUGUAAAAACGUUACUGAUUUUUCUGCUCAGCAUAAUUACUAUUAGCUUUCCUGGUUGUUCAUCAAUAGUUCAUAUUUGGCUUUGUGGUUUUUUUUCCCAAGCUGUCAUUAUGAAUGUUUAAAAUGAAAGUCUGCACAGAAGGAAGUUCCCUAACUUUUCCUUCUGCUUGCCAAUCACGAAGAUCCAUCUACCCCUAACUCCUGCCCCCUUCCCUAAAAACAGCUUACUUCCCCUUUUAUUCAACUGCUGCCUUUGUUUGAUUCCCAUCCAAUACAUUCCCAAGAAAAAAAUGGGCAAAGGCUGGAUAUAUAUGAAGUAUCUGCUUUUAUUUGGACAGAGUGGCUGAGUAUAGGAAACUCUGUCUUAUUAUUUCCAUGUGUUUGAGAACAGGACAUUGAAAUCUAUCAUCUCCAGAUACUUUAAGGAAUACGGCAUAUUGGCUUACAUUUGGGAAGCAGCGUUCAGGCUGGCUCCCUGUUCAGUCUUCAAUCGCUACUUUGGCAUCCUUUUUCAGGGGUUUUCUGAAUGCGCUCAAUUCAUUGCAUGGUGGGACAGCUCUGAAUUGCAUGUUCUGCAUAUAAACUGCAUAUUCUAUGUUGCAUCUUUGGACAGUUUUUAUCUGCAUAAGUUUAGGAAAGACAGAGGGCUGUUAGAGCAAACAAGUCUGGCCAGAUCAUUUCUGGAUUCAAGGCAGGAGCAUCUGCUGUUAGUUCCUAAUUUAGUUAAUAUUCAAAGAAACAUUUCGUUUUUUAUUCAGUAUUCCAACAAUAGUGUUUUUAUCAAGUUGAUUAAACCAUCUUUUAUAUUCUGUUUUGUUUUGAACUCUUCCCAACUGUAGACUGCCAUAGCAAUGAGAUCUCUAUCCUUUCUGAGAAAAAUGCUUUGCGUAUAAUAUAUCUGUUCCAAUAUAUCUCUCAGGUAUAAUAUAUCUCUCCAGCAUGAGAAGAGACUCCUAGCCUCAGAUCUCAGUGACAAGUUACUAGUAUCUAUCAGUAUUUCCUCAAAAAUCAUUUUUAAACUAACUAACCUGGUUACUUCAGAGUUCACUUCAUCUAUUUUCUAGAGUAAAUUUAAAUAGUACAUUUAGAUAGUAAGUUCAGUUAAAGGCCAGUUAUUAGACCAACCAAAGCACCUUUUCAAUUAGCUGUGUCAAGUUAUAAUUGUCCACCUUAGUGGGGUUUUCCAACCAUCUGCUUACCUACCUUUAUCUCACAUCUGAAAAAAGGCUGCUUAAACGAAUAGCAGAAAGGUGAUAUGCUCAUGCCUGUGUGAAGUUUGAGUACUACAUCUGAAUCAUUUUCCAAGCAUGUUCGUGCAAAGUUUUCUCCACUCUUCCUUAGCUUAUUAUAAUAAAUAUAAGAUUAGCAUAAACUGUAGUUACAUUAGUAUGAUUUUGCCACUGGCUUCUGUUUCAUGAAUGCUAGUAGACUCAGCUACAUAAGCAACUGGUAACAAUGCCCACUGUUCUGUAUACAGACAUUUGUGUAUUUGUAAGUACAGUGGUACCUUGGGUCACGAACUUAAUUCGUUCCACAA